Molecule: messenger RNA, 1524 nt
Organism: Peronospora belbahrii
Lineage: Eukaryota; Oomycota; Peronosporomycetes; Peronosporales; Peronosporaceae
Source: the annotation of a GenBank genome assembly
AUGCCUUUAGGUGAAAAACUUGGUCGUCCGUUCGAGAUGCUGUCACUCAUUGGCCGCAAACGCAAGGACGAGUCAGCUGAACCCCAUCAUCGCCUCUGUGGCGCCGAGAUGCGCGCUUAUUCCAAUGCUACAGGCUUUUUCUCCGCAGGCUAUACGCAAAGCUAUAUCCCACGGUCGGCCCCAGUCGUGCAGUACGAACGUCUCACUCCAGGCUCCGAUCCAGAUACAGCAAUAUCUUCUUCGGUAUCAUCUGCUGCUUCUACGAUUGGUUCUACAAUCACCCAUCCGUCGCCACUAGACUACGAGGUUGCCGCACGUGAAGCAGCCUUUCCCAGCCCUGAUUUAGUGCCAUCCGCGACCGUUGCCUCCAGCUCCUUUCGCACAGUGCCAUCGCCUUCCUUGUCAUCUCUACCCUCUCCAGGAAUGCUCACACCUGCGGUUGGAAUGACGCCGAAUCCGGUUGGACGCAGCCCUGUUGUUGAUACGAUUCGGGUACGUCCGCCACGCAAUUUAGCAAGCCCGGCUCAGCCUUCGGUCGGACCCGCGGGAGCACUUUCCGCGCCUUUUUCGUCUGUGAUGGAGGAGUGGAUGAGUCAGCUGAGAACACCAACACCAGACGUGACGCUAUUGCCGUCGCCCUAUGACUUCAACAAGGACACACCUACACCCAUGGAUACCAACAGUAUGGAUCUCCGACGACUACGCGACGCGCUAUUACCUACGCCCCCACCGGAUAUACAUGACCAACGAGGACAACACCCUAAGAACUCGGCAUAUGUGACUACACGUGGGCCUCGCCCACUGCUGGAGGACAUUGCGUCCUUGUGCCGCGAUUUGAACUCGCAGGAUCUUUCAGCUGCCAAUAAAGGAUUGCCGUCGUCUAGUGGUCACAAAGAAACCGAGUACACUUCGCCUCCGGCUAGGUCGCUGCGUCGCGAAGAAAAUACUGGCUGUACGUAUUUGGAUGAUGGCGAGAGUCGAGCCAGUAUGCUGGCAGCAGCUGCCGCACUCAGCAGUGUUUCGUCGAUGGGGAUGUCUAGUACUCCAACUUCCGCCAGCUCCAACUCGGGUAAUAAGGGUAAGCGGCGCAAGAUGUGCACAGCUGAAGGCUGUCAAAAUCUGUCGCGUUCUCGAGGAUUGUGCAAGGCUCAUGGAGGAGGCAGGCGAUGCAGUAUUGAUGGCUGUUCGCGUGCUAGCCAGAGUGGCAGUUUAUGCAUCACUCAUGGGGGUGGAAAGCGCUGUACAGUGGAUGGAUGUGCGAAGGCAGCGCAAUCGCGCGGCAUGUGCAAGGCUCAUGGAGGCGGUGUGCGGUGCCGUGUAGAAGGUUGCACUAAGAGCUCGCAGGGCGAUGGUUUUUGUCGCUCACAUGGCGGUGGUCGACGUUGCGGCCACCCGGGCGGUUGCUUCAAAUGGGCCCAGCGUAACGGGAUGUGCAUGGCUCAUAGCGAGGGAAAGUACGGCAACAGUUAUCGUGGCCGCCAAUACCGGAUGGAGAAUGGCGAGCCUGUAGAUCAGCAGACUUGA